Molecule: messenger RNA, 1267 nt
Organism: Ostrea edulis (European flat oyster)
Lineage: Eukaryota; Metazoa; Mollusca; Bivalvia; Ostreida; Ostreidae
Exons: 3
Coding region: 443-1252 (269 amino acids)
Biological process (GO): negative regulation of translation; proteasome-mediated ubiquitin-dependent protein catabolic process; protein polyubiquitination
Molecular function (GO): translation repressor activity; ubiquitin protein ligase activity; protein binding
Source: RefSeq, a predicted model, not a curated record
UUGUUGACACCAAACAAGACACGCCAUGAUUAAACAUUACAGGGAAGUGUAAUGAGACCUUACUAGAGAAGUGUACUGCUACAGGUUGGUAAAAUGGCAAGUGAGAAAAAAUACAUUUUUCUGUGAUUACGACUGAUAUAUGUUACACAACAAUGAAACCAGUCAUAAUUUAGAUAAAUAUUAUGACAAUUUAUCACCAAAAUGCUGCAGUACCAGUUAUAAAAUGGAGGAAUCCAAUGAAGUGUCUGUGACCAUGGAAUACAGAUCCCAAAACAAAGAAUUCAGAAAACUUCCCCCCAAAGUCUGAGUAUCACAACCUACAUUUAGUCCGAUAGACAUUGAACAGCUUUACAAGUCACUGGGAUCUUUGAGACCAUUAUCAUUUACCACAAAUGAAAAUGGUUACACACUGAAGAAAGCAGAAACCUCACCCAAAGAACUGAUGGAUGAACCAGAACUCGUCGCUACAAUAAAUACUGGGUAUAAAAACUUCCGCAGUGUUACCUGUCUGAGUGAAGAAGAAUUCUGGACAAGUGCAAGAGUCAGUGAUAUGAAAUGCUUUAAUGUUCAAGGUACAGUUAUCAAUAUAAUCAAAACAAAAUCAGGGAGAUGUCCAAAUGAUAUAGCAGUGACAAGUGAUGGGGAUCUAGUGUACUCUGAUAAUACAACAAACACUGUGAAUAAAGUGAAGAGUGGACAGACAGAGGAGGUGAUCAGACUAGCGGGCUGGACACCUCUCAAUCUCUGUUUCACCUCCUCUGGUGAUCUCCUGGUUACUGUGUACAGUGAUUAUCAAACACAAUCCAAAGUUGUCCGUUACUCAGGUUCCACAGAGAAACAAACAAUCCAGUAUGAUGAUGAGGGUAAACCUCUAUAUUCAGGACAUGCUACCAUUAAAUAUAUCAGUGAGAACAGAAACCUGGAUAUAUGUGUGGCUGACACAGGAGCUGGUGCAGUAGUGGUGGUCAAUCACGCCGGAAAACUUCGAUUUAGAUACACUGGUCAUUCUUCUACUUCCAAAAACAAAGCAUUCAGUGUCCAUGGAAUCACAACAGACAGUCAGAGUCAGAUUCUGACAGCAGACUGUGAUAACCACUGUAUCCACAUCCUGGACCAGAAUGGACAGUUCCUCCGCUAUAUAGAUAACUGUGAUCUGAAGGACCCAUUAGGUUUAUGUGUGGACAAAAGUGACAAUUUGUUUGUUGCUGAGUUUAAUGGUGGAAAUGUGAAGAAAAUCAAAUAUCUACAAUAAAUACUAUUAUUUAUA